AAUAUGGUGGACAAGGAAUAAAUUUUUGCAAAUUUUCUGACAAUAUCCUGGCAAAAGUGUCUAAAAUGCACAUUGACAUAGACCAAGUAGCCUAGUCUAAGUCAUCUGCUUCCUUCACCUUGAGGUUAUCUGCCUCCUCCACCGCUGUAACUAUUCCAACAUGCAUGUACACACAUGUAAUGGACUGAGUAAAAACAUCCACUACCAGGAUUCACUAUGAUCAUUUCAGUGAAAAAGACUUUGUUGAUCUUUUUGUUAGCGAUCUUUUGUGUACAGUUGACAUUUUCUAGCUCAAACUAUCGCAAGGACCCCCAGGAUGGCACAUUACUUGGAGAUGUGCAGAACUGGGCAGCACUGAUACAGAACUAUAUACUCCAGCUUGCCAAUGAUGGUAUUCGGCGCGAAUACACCCAGUCCCUGUUUGAUCAAGCAAACUACACGUUCCAGAAGAAAGAUGGGACCGAACCUGUCGAUGCCGUUAAGGAGACUCUGGGCGAUUACUUCAGCAGAAAGAAGAGGGCAGCACAGUUGAUAGCGGACAAGGUGGUGGAACUCUAUGAAGAACAGGUCGCCACUAACUGGUCGUCUAUGAAGGCACCCCAGGACAUCCAUGCUCUACCGAUGAAUGUCUACAGAGAUUCAGACAUUCCCAGCCGAUUUCCUGAUGAUCUCCUUUUCAGCCCAUAUUUUAAACAAAACGUCAGCAUGAACUCCUCCAUUGUAAAGAUUUCUGAUGAAGUCCCACGGUCGGAUAGGGAAGUGAUCAGAUCUGUCAUGUUCACACACGGAUUGGAGAAAAUUUUCAGAAAAAAUGCAGGGGAUGAUCCUUACCUUAGAUGGCAAUACUUUGGUUCAAGCACUGGUGUAAUAAGGAUGUUUCCAGGAAGAGAAUGGGACACCAACUUUGCUGGUUUCUACAAUGACUACGACCCCAGGACUAGACCUUGGUAUAUUGCAGCCACAAGCGGACCUAAGGAUGUCGUUAUCAUUCUAGAUUGCAGCUUGUCUAUGGAUGGAGAGAAGUUUACCAUGGCUAAAGCAGUUGCCAAGACCGUUAUCAAUACGUUAACAAAGCAGGAUUAUUUAAAUGUCGUUAGUGCUCGUGCCAGCCAUUGGGAUGAAGUAGGAAAGUGGCACUAUCACGCGACUGAGGUGCUGAGCUGUAAACCUGAUAAGAUGGUCCCCGCUACUGUAGCUCACAGGAAAGAUCUCAUUGAAAAGAUUUACUCUCUUAAGGCUGGAGGCACUAGCGAACUAGAGAAAGGCUUCGAGAUGGCCUUCACCCUCCUACAGAGCAAGUCACGAACGGGUUGCCAAUCCAUGAUAAUAUUUGUGACAGACGGCAAGGAUACAGAUGGUGAGAACGUCAGGUGUGGUCCCGGGUACUACACCAGGAGUGGCUACGUGCCAGGACCAAUCUGUAAAUACAACUGGACGCAGGUCUGGGAUAUCGUCAAGACCAAACAGGAGCACACUGAACCAAAGGCCCGUAUCUUUAGCUACCUUACCAAAGACGAGGGUGAAGCCUUUCCUGGCCGACUGGCCUGCAACAACAGAGGCUACCUGGAGAAGCUCAUGAAUGGUGAAAAUCUCAUCUCGAAGAUGCAUCAGUAUUUUGAAUUUCUGGCCAAGAGUUCCAAGAACUCGGAAGGACUUUGGACGUCGCCGUAUAUCGAUGCUUGGGGACUUGGCCUGAUGGUGACGCAUGCUGUGCCUGCAAUUACCAAGAAUGGCAAGACGAUAGGUGUCGCUGGUAUCGAUGCCACUUUAGAUGAAAUUGAGAACUUCUUGACGAAACAUCAGUGGGGCUCCGUCACAUCAUUCCUUCUCAACAAUCAAGGCCAGACUAUAUUUCAUCCAUUACUCACACAAAGCACAGGGCUGAAAGAUGACCCAAUCUUCAUCCCGAUACACCAACUAGAACAAGACAAAGAGGGCAACCCGCAGGAAUUUAGUAAAGUGAAGGAUGAUAUGAUCAAGGGGAUACCGGGCCUCAAAAAGAUAAAGAAUGCCAGGAGGGGCAUUCAGAAGGGCGAUUACCGUGCCGGAGUAAAGUAUAUCAACCUGCCCCUCGAGUACUACUACGCGUCUCUCAACGACUCGGAAUACUCGUUCGCGUUUAAACUUGCGGCUACUGACAAGGUGUUUAGAAGAUCGCAGGCCGCGGCCGAGCAUGCAAACCAUACAAGUUACUUCAACCUUCUCAUUGAGUACAACAGUACGCAAGGUAGAAAGGCAUUGCCCGGAGUCUUUGAGGAGAUGCAUGUGUUGGAGAACACACCCAAGUACCCCUCCCUUCGAGUAACCUAUCUGUAUUCGAGUAUCUUCCUCGCUCCUAAAUGCCACUGCGAUCCCAAUAAAUACUUCUUCGAUGAUGAUCUGGCCCAGAAGACGAUCGACGCCCAUCGCUAUAUCAAUGGAAUCGAUCCCGAUAUCGGGUGUAAGGCAGGCGGAAAAUAUGAAAGGGGAAUUAUAGCUGAUGUCCUCAUCACGCAACCAGUGGAGGAAGUAUGGCGCGACCGAAGCUUUGAAUCCAUCGCCCAGGUCAAGUGGACGUAUGUUGGAAUGAGGAGUGGUGUAUUCAGGACCUAUCCUGGUCAUAGGUCGCGUCGGACUUAUGACUGCACACAACGUCCGUGGUAUCUCCGAACAGUCGCCAACCCGACCUUGACCUCCAUCUCAACUCCUUAUAUGGAUGCCGCGGGCGUGGGAAAGAUCAUCACCAUAUCUCAGGCGGUGUUUGAAGGGAUGUUGGGAAGGAGCAACGAGUGGUGUGCUGAAAGCUCGUUGACAGGACCGUGGGCAGGUGGCUGCAAGUGUAACCAAGAUGAAGAGUGUAUCAGCCACCGCUGUUACGUGAGUGCCGCACCCGGCCCCAACAAGCACAAGCGCCGUUGUGCUACGGAGAGGGUCGAGGCCGUCACAAGCCUUGAUAUCCUCUACGACGACUUCCACGACAAGACUAUCGACACUAUGCAGUCGAGUGACAGGCAGAUGAAGUCAUGUGGAAGGAAUUACAGGUGCCCCUCCGGCGAAAUGGGUUGCGUCACAAGGUGCUACCUCUUUGACAAUCGAGCCAACAUCAUCAUGGAUCCGGGUUUCAAACUGGCGAGUCCCCUCGAUACGAGCAAAUACAAGGGCGUGACUUUGGGGAAGAAGGAAGGUGAGGUGAUGAAGGAACUCAUCUACAGGCAUGGCUUCUUCAUUCGUACUGAAAGUAUUGACUUCCAAGGAGGAUGCAGCAUUUCUCCAUCAAAACCAAAGGUGACUCUGACUGGCUUCCCUAGAAAUCCAGAGGAGCAGGAUAAUUACUACAAAGACAAAGGCCCUAUUCCAAAGUUCAAUAACGAGUAUGGUUGCAUUCAGGAUGUGGUCGGCUAUGAAGCAAAUCAAACGGCACUUGGUUCAAGUGGUAUGGUGACGGGUAAUGUCUCCGGUCCCUGCAUGUCUGGAUUCUACUAUGUUAUCGCCCUGCCCAAGACAAAUCUCUACCUACUCGUCAUCGAGAACUGGAAGAACACUGGCUCGGAUGGAUUCUACAACUUCAAUUGCAAGAUUGCAAGAAGUAUUGUCAAUUCUGGAGCGUAUCGAAUCGUCAAUGGCACGUGUGCUCACCAAGAAACAUCUGCCUCUAGUCUCGCUCAACAAGAACGUUGUCCUGUGUUACGAGACAUCGAAUUAGAUUGUGAUUACAACAAGUCUUCACAAAUAUCACCAGGAAUAUUCAUAUUUGUGACAUUACUCUGCCUAUUCUGGCUUUUACCCACAUAGUGGUCUGAGAUCAUUUGGUGUUCAUUUGAGUAUACACAUAGCCUGAUUGGUGUUUUCACUUGUUUUCGGCAUUGAUGGAGACACCCCUUGGCAAUUUUGUACAAUUUACUCUGGCCUGUCUGGUACCUGCCCAUAGUCUUCCUUUACUGCAAAUCAAAAAAGAUUUGGCUGUCAGGAGUUGGUACAACUAACUCCAUGCCAAAAUAUGUGAUCAUACAGGAUCAAGCAAGGAAGAUCUCUCAGAGUACUGUAAUCCGGGAAAUAUUUAUGGCUAUUUAUAUUCCGCAGUUAUGUGAAAUUGCAUUUGACAACCCUCUGUAACUUGAUAUAGAUUUUCUUUUUUGUGCCGAGAUAAUUUUGUAUUUAUCGCAAAACGCAAGAAUAUAAUGCCCACAGAUAUUUCUAGGUAUACAGUAUCAUAUUGCCAGCUAUACCAUGUUUAAUAAGAAAACAUAUGACUACAAUAUUUUUCAACAUGAAAUGUUGAUGGAUGGAGUAUGUUUCAAGGGGAGGUUGAGACUUCCUAGAGAAACCCAUGUACAAACAUCAAAUUAUUUACAUCAUUAUAUCGUUCACAUAUCUCAUCACCGCUGGAGAGGACGUUUUCAGCAUCUGUGCUGUAAUCCAGUAGUUAUGAUCAUUAACUGAUACUGUAAUUCCAAAAAAUAUUUACACCUCUGCAAUUUACGAAAAUAUUUUUUGAAAUUUAUAUUUUGGCAGAUUAUGAAAAUCUGCAAUUCCAGUCUCUACCAGGCAUGGGAAAUAAAUUUCUUAAACCUGUUGCUACUGUGCGUAUCGACAUCCAUGUGCAAUAAAACUGAACACAAACAGUCGAAAAACCAUAUGAAUUCUCUUGCAUGUCUUGAUGUGUUUUGACUGUGUUUUGUGUGUAAUUGAUGAUACAGUAUCAUCUAUCAUUUACGACUCGUGUUCAAUUUGUUGUAAUAAGUUCAAAACUUGAUAUCACUUAUCUGCAAUUUUUUGUUAUAUUUUCUUUGUUAUAUUUACAUAGGGUGGUGUAUUUACAGAUUAUUAUGUAUAACCAUGCAUUUAUUAUAAAACAAAAUUACAUUUUAUAGAGUGUACGUGUAGUACCGUAGUUUCUGCAGUAGACCAUCUAGACUAAUCAUAAUAAACCUGAUAUUUCAGUUGAUGUAUUUGGCAGUAGAAGGCACCACUGAAAAUAUGUUUUCAGGUACCGGUCAGUAUAACCAGUUCAAUCAAAUAGAAGAAAAGAUUAAUGUUAUAGUUUUAUGUAAAACUAUAGAUCUGUGAUUUUAAAAUCAAAAUUAUAUACAAAGAUAUGUCAGUUUUACGAUAUUGUUUAUACAGGGUGUAAAAUAUUAUUCUUGCUACUUUUGGAGCAGCAUCUUUUAAGGGUAACCAGUUUUGAUAAUAGUGAGCAUCGAUCAGUGACAAUCAACAUAAAUCCCAUCACCACGUUUUUUCAUCACUGGCAGCCAUUUUUUAAUAAACGGUAUUUAAAAAACUUAACUCAACUUUAAAAGUAGCAAGACUAUUUUCUUACACCCUGUAGUUAUCCUCACAUGUGCAUUUAACGUUGAAGGUUUGUUGGUGUGCUGGUAACUUUUAUCCUAGUUAAAUAUGUGUAUCUGUUAGUCAAAUUUUAUACUUGUAUAUAAAAUAUACUUCUGUUGUU
Molecule: messenger RNA, 5431 nt
Organism: Lineus longissimus
Lineage: Eukaryota; Metazoa; Nemertea; Pilidiophora; Heteronemertea; Lineidae
Product: voltage-dependent calcium channel subunit alpha-2/delta-2-like
Exons: 22
Coding region: 217-3771 (1184 amino acids)
Cellular component (GO): voltage-gated calcium channel complex
Molecular function (GO): voltage-gated calcium channel activity
Source: RefSeq, a predicted model, not a curated record